Messenger RNA from Camelina sativa (false flax), 780 nucleotides. NCBI's taxonomy places the organism in Eukaryota, Viridiplantae, Streptophyta, Magnoliopsida, Brassicales, Brassicaceae. The record is from RefSeq and is a predicted model, not a curated record.
AUGAAUCAUCACUCUCUUCCUUUUGUCUUCUUCCUCCACCUAAUCCUCUUCCUUUCCCAAGAUUUUCCCACAUUUUCUCACCGUUUCUCGCCGCCACUACACAACUUAACUCUCUACGGCGACGCCUACUUCCGAGACCGUACAAUCUCCCUCACCCGACAACAACCCUGCUUUCCCUCCGCCACAACAUCUCCGUCAAACCCAUCUCCCUCCGGCUACGGACGAGCCCUCUACGUUUACCCAAUAAAGUUUCUCGAACCUUCAACAAACACAACCGCUUCUUUCUCUUGCCGCUUCUCCUUCUCCAUCAUGGCUUCACCUUCUUGCCCUUUUGGUGACGGUUUCGCUUUCUUGAUCACAUCCAAAGCUGACUCCUUGGUCUUCUCUAAUGGCUUCUUUGGCCUACCAAACCCGGAUGAUUCUGAUUCUUCCGUCAUCGCCGUCGAGUUUGAUACUCGGUUUGACCCGGGUAACGGCGAUAUUAACGAUAACCACGUUGGGAUUGAUGUUAAUUCGAUCGUCUCUGUUGCUUCUGUUGAUGCGUUAUCAAAAGGGUUUGAUCUCAAGAGUGGGAGAGAGAUGAUGGCGUGGAUUGAGUAUAGUGAUGCUCUUAAACUCAUUAGGGUUUGGGUUGGGUAUUCACGUGUUAAGCCUACGAGUCCUGUUUUAGCAACACAGAUUGAUCUCUAUGGUAAAGUAAAGGAGUAUAUGCACGUUGGUUUCUCUGCUUCAAAUGCUGCUACGGGUCCUGGGUCAGCUUUNAUAAGCAUGCACUUAUAA